AUGCCACACCAGUCGAGAUGGUCGGUGGACAUCCCUCGCAUCUCCUUGCCUUCUUUCGUGUUUGGUGGGCCUAAUGCAACUCUGUCGGGCGAGCUGGCUUUCGUUGAUACUGAAAAACCGGACUCGUUAUUCCUGACCUUUGCGGAGUACUUCCUAUGGGCGAAACGAUUUGCCGCCGGGCUUCAACAGGCCGGCCUCAAGCCGCAAGACAGAGUGAUUGUAUUCUCGGGGAACAAUAUAUUUUGGCCUGUGGCAGUCAUGGGCGUCAUUAUGGCCGGGGGGAUCGUGACAGGGGCCAACCCUACUUUUACUGCCCGGGAGCUCAUCUACCAGUUGAAAGACACUGGAGCACGCUACGUCCUGGCGACCCCGACGAGCAUCCAAACAGCGAGGGAAGCCGCACAAGCAGUGCAGCUGCCUUUGUCGAACUUGUUCGUUUUCGACGAUGAACAUCUCCAUGGCGACGGCAAGCCAGCUGGCGACAUCAAACACUGGAGCCAGUUGAUUGCGGACCGUGAAACGGGCCAUGCCUUUUCCUGGAAAGAACGUUCUACCCCAGAAGAAUUGAAUGAGACUAUCAUUCUUGUAUACUCUUCCGGGACCACAGGCUUGCCUAAAGGGGUCGAAAUGUCCCAUGCAACAGUGAUAUCAGACCUGGCUUCCAAAAAGGCUCUACACGCGGCGGACCCCAAGUAUCCAUUCAACGAAGAGCAGGCAAAAGACUACCCUGUCUUGUGUUAUCUUCCGAUGUACCAUGCUCUUGGCAUGGUGUUGUUCUCCAUCGCCGUGCCCGCCCGCCGGCAGCCAGUUUAUGUCAUGAAACGAUACGAUCUGUUGAAAUUCAUGGCGAAUAUCGAGAAGUACCGUCCAUUUUCGCUUCUCCUGGUCCCGUCUAUUGCGGUUGCAAUGGCGAAGCACCCUUUGAUCCAGUCGAGGAAGUUCGACCUGUCCAGUGUAAAGAGAGUGGAAGCCGGCGCAGCUCCUCUCUCCAGAGAUAUCUGCGAGGAGGUUGAGAGACUAUGGCCCGCAGGUAAUGUUAACAUCAAGCAGACUUACGGCAUGACUGAGGCUAUGAUGGUCUGUGGAUGGGAUCAAGGAGAGGUGUCCAAGACAGCAGCCGUUGGGGAACCGCUCCCGAACUGUUCUAUCAAGUUGAUGGAUGAAGACGGCAAUGCGGAAGUAGCUCCAGGGCAGAGAGGCGAAAUCUGGGUCAAAUCGCCUUCUUUAAUGAAGGGAUACUGGAGGAAUCCGGAAGCGACGAAAAACACGUUUACGCAUGAUAAAUGGUUGAAGACUGGUGACAUUGCCUUCCGAGACGAGGACGGAAAAUACAUGAUUGUUGACCGGAAGAAGGAACUCAUCAAAGUCAAGGGAAACCAAGUUGCUCCUGCAGAAUUAGAAUCAGUUCUACUGGAACACCCGGAUAUACAAGACGCGGCCGUCAUUGAAGACCAUAUUAGCAACCAAGAUGAGCGUCCACUCGCGUACGUUGUCAAGAAACCGGGCGCUAGAGUAUCUCCAAACGAGAUCCUGCGGUUUGUGGAGGAAAGGGUAUCAAAAGUCAAGAGAAUCACAGGGGGUGUGGUCUUCAUUGACGCAAUCCCAAAGAAUCCGACAGGAAAGAUUCUGCGGAGGGUUCUCCGUGAACGUUCCGUGAAGGAUAGGCCAGUUUCGGCAAGACUAUGA
Aspergillus bombycis is the source of this 1686-nucleotide messenger RNA. RefSeq names its product acyl--CoA ligase. The coding region runs from base 1 to 1686 and encodes 561 amino acids. The record is from RefSeq and is a predicted model, not a curated record. Lineage: Eukaryota; Fungi; Ascomycota; Eurotiomycetes; Eurotiales; Aspergillaceae. Gene Ontology annotation, molecular function: CoA-ligase activity. Gene Ontology annotation, biological process: secondary metabolic process. The transcript is spliced from 5 exons.